This is a messenger RNA of Syngnathoides biaculeatus (alligator pipefish), 1275 nucleotides long. RefSeq names its product calcium regulated heat stable protein 1 (gene carhsp1). The record is from RefSeq and is a predicted model, not a curated record. Gene Ontology annotation, molecular function: mRNA 3'-UTR binding. The transcript has 6 exons. The coding region runs from base 315 to 779 and encodes 154 amino acids. Gene Ontology annotation, cellular component: cytoplasm. Gene Ontology annotation, biological process: regulation of mRNA stability. Lineage: Eukaryota; Metazoa; Chordata; Actinopteri; Syngnathiformes; Syngnathidae.
CGUCACUGCCCGGGCAACCCCGCCCACUCAGAAAAGGAGAGAAAGAGAGAGAGAGAGAAACGACCAGUUGCUGGAAGUUCCUGCACGAAUCCAAGCUCGCAACCUGAGCUACACACUAACUAACAGAACCUGCUCGACAGAACUUCACCAAAAACAACACUACACAGCGCCACGUGGAAGGAGACGUUGAGGCUUCAGUAAAAUUACGGGAUAGCAAGACAGUUAUAGAAGAAAGGUUUUUCUGGUUGCCGCCCUCUGCAGUCAAAAAUAUUGUUUGAUUCUUUUUAGGUGCUGGCCUAUUUUCAUUAAUCGCCAUGUCAUCUCAGGCGCGACCAAUGACCCCACCGUUGAACUCUGGAGGAUCACAAACCACCGUGUCAAAGGAGUCCCUCAGGCCUCCAGUGUGCAAACACCGAGACCGCUCCCCGUCCCCCGUACGGGCCUUCAAUAUACCCAGCCCCAUGCCCACUCGCAGGAAUAGGACCUGCUCAGCGACGGCUCGUGCAUCAGAGGGUCCGGUCUUUACUGGUGUGUGCAAAUGUUUUUCCCGCUCCAAAGGUCAUGGCUUCAUCACACCGGCAGAUGGGGGAAGUGACAUCUUUGUCCACAUCUCAGACAUUGAGGGUGAGUAUGUCCCAGUGGAAGGUGACGAGGUGAGCUACAAGUUGUGCUCCAUCCCUCCUAAAUUUGAGAAAGUCCAGGCGGUCGAGGUAACCAUCACCCACCUUAAGCCAGGAACCAAACACGAGACCUGGACCGGAAAUGUCGUCAACAGCUGAAUGCUUGAAUGCCAGAUAUUAGUAUUAGAUGGCUGGUUAAUUGCCUGAAGCAUGAAAUUUGUUUAAAAUUGAAUUGAAUCAUUAUCUUUUUUUUAUUUUUUAAGUUCUUAUUUUGCCCUCUGGCAAAUGGAAAAAACAAAAACCUACAGUAGUUGGUGUGACAGGUAUAUGAAUAGAAUUAUGGUGGACAUACUCAUUACAUAAAAGGCUUACAAUAUAUUUCCAACACAUUGACACUUGUUUAAAGUUAUUUGAAAAUAUGUACUGUAUUUCCCUUGCAGUUUACCAGCUUUGAAAGCUACAUUUAGGUCACAACUGAAAUCUUCAGGCUGUUGUUAAUUCAUGUUGCAAUGCUGCAAUUAUUAUUUUUCUUCAACCAGGUCAACACUGUGCCUAUUUCUGCCAUCAAAACUUCAACUUCUUGUGGCUAUUAUACAUGGCCCAUAUUUGAUCAUGCGUGGUUGGAUAUAGUGAGUCUAUUAAAGAAUUGUCAUCA